This is a messenger RNA of Thamnophis elegans (Western terrestrial garter snake), 4094 nucleotides long. RefSeq names its product male germ cell associated kinase (gene MAK). Gene Ontology annotation, biological process: intracellular signal transduction; protein phosphorylation; cilium assembly. Gene Ontology annotation, cellular component: cilium; cytoplasm; nucleus. Bases 414 to 2294 code for a protein of 626 amino acids. The record is from RefSeq and is a predicted model, not a curated record. The transcript is spliced from 14 exons. Lineage: Eukaryota; Metazoa; Chordata; Lepidosauria; Squamata; Natricidae. Gene Ontology annotation, molecular function: ATP binding; protein serine/threonine kinase activity.
CUCCGUUCGCGGCUCGCUGGCGUCGGCGGCACGUUCGCUUGGGGAUUCGCUAAGAAGGCUGUUGCCAAGGCGACGAGUCGGUGCCGGAGCCCGGCCUGGCUAGUGUCGAGGGAGCUGCCGACGGUUCGGAGGUGGGAUGAGGCAGCUAAGGAAAGGAGGCUCCGGUGGAGGAGGAGGCGGCGGCGGCCCUGGACCCUCCCUGGGCGGCCAAGAAUUCAGCAGAUCCAUGUAAGGAUGGCAGCUUUUCUCCAUUUGCUACUAUAUUAUUUCUGGAUAGAGUGGUUAUAAUAUUGAAAGAAGACUGAUGACUUAAGCAACUACUAUGACAGUUCACUUACUCAUAUAACAGCACCAUUCUGAAUAAAGAAACACUCAGGAAUUUUUAAGCAUUUGGCUACCUUACUUUUUGCAAAAUGAAUCGUUAUACAACUCUGAAGCAACUUGGGGACGGAACCUAUGGCAGCGUUCUGAUGGGGAAGAGCAAUGAAUCAGGGGAGCUGGUGGCCAUCAAAAGAAUGAAAAGGAAGUUCUAUUCUUGGGAUGAAUGUAUGAAUCUGAGGGAAGUUAAGUCUCUGAAAAAACUUAAUCAUGCCAAUGUAAUAAAGCUGAAAGAAGUUAUUCGAGAAAAUGACCAUCUGUAUUUUGUGUUUGAAUAUAUGAAAGAAAAUCUGUAUCAGCUAAUGAAAGACAGAAAUAAACUCUUUCCCGAGUCUGUCAUCAGGAACAUUAUGUAUCAAAUAUUACAAGGGUUAGCUUUUAUCCAUAAACAUGGAUUUUUUCAUCGAGAUAUGAAACCUGAAAACCUUCUUUGUAUGGGUCCAGAACUUGUUAAAAUUGCUGAUUUUGGAUUGGCUAGAGAACUAAGAUCUCAGCCUCCAUACACAGAUUAUGUUUCUACCAGAUGGUAUCGCGCACCUGAAGUUUUAUUGAGAUCUUCUAUUUAUAGUUCCCCUAUUGACCUUUGGGCUGUUGGUAGCAUAAUGGCUGAAUUAUAUACACUCAGACCACUUUUUCCAGGAACAAGUGAAGUUGAUGAAAUUUUCAAAAUUUGCCAGGUGUUAGGAACACCAAAGAAGAGUGAUUGGCCAGAAGGUUACCAGCUUGCUGCUGCAAUGAAUUUUCGAUUCCCUCAGUGUGUUUCAAUAAAUCUAAAGACUCUCAUUCCAAAUGCCAGCAGUGAGGCAUUGUUUCUCAUGAAUGAAAUGUUAAACUGGGAUCCAAAGAAACGACCUACAGCGAGUCAGGCAUUGAAGUUUCCUUACUUUCAAGUGGGCCAGGUUUUAGGACCACCUCCACAAUUCAUCAAUCAGAAACAGCCAUAUCCCAAGUUAACAGAACGGAAACCAUCUCUGCCCAAACUUGAACAUAUACCAAAAUUAGAAGCUGUAUCUGGGCCAGAAUCUCAGUCUUCGCUAGAUGUAACUGAUAAGCUACAGUGUCUGCCCAAGAAUAACCAACAUCCCCUCCAGUCAAUCCAGCUGCCUCAGAAUGCAGUGAAUCAGCAACCGUCAGUACAGCAACAGCCUCAGACAUUCUUUCCAGCCAUCAGUAAAAACUCAAUAUCAAAACACAUAGCCAUAGGACCCUCAAAUGGUGCAAUGGGUAUGAAAAAUUAUCGACGCCGGUGGGGUCAAACUAUGUUAAAGACAUUGGAUAGUUGGGAUGAUUUUGAUGAUACAGAAUUUGGAAUUUCUUAUUUUAAGAAGCCUAGCAUUGUGGUGUUAAAUGAAAAGAAAACAAAAGAAUCACUUUUUAGCGUUCCCGAGUCUAAGUCUCCUACCUCUGGCAGGUCAGGAGAAAAUAAAGUUCUGAAGAGAAACGACUCUGGAAUAUCAACUACUUCGGCAAAACAGUACUAUUUGAAACAAUCAAGAUACGUUCCUGGUGUAAAUCCUAAGAAUGUUUCCUCAGGAGCGGCCACUAAAGAAAGAAUCCAUGGUACUUGCAACAAUCCUUUGUUUUCAAAAUCAAUAGCACCAAUUGGAGGGCUCUCUUUCAAUCAGGUUAAUGCAGGAAAUACUGGCUUUAUUGGUGCUGCUUACAAUGCUCCUGGAGGAUAUAUCCCUUCAUUUCACAAAAAAGAGGUUGGUUCAGCAGGUCAGAGGAUACAAUUGGCACCUCUUGGUCCAUCAGUUGCAGAAUAUGCUUGGAAAACCAAAGCUUCUCGUGCCCAAUUGCCAGGACCUACUUACAGCCCCGCCACAAAAGGCAUGAACAUUUUAACUCACCCACCACCAGCGCAACCUGUGCAUGGAAGAACUGACUGGGUAGCCAAGUACGGAGGGCAUCGGUAGAAGUACUUUCCUGCCUCGCAUAUGCAUACCGUGACUAUUUAUAUCCUUUAUUUCUUUGCCUCCAGGACACAGCAUAUUCUACUAAUAGAAUAACAAUUCUGGAAACACACGAGAGCCUGUAGUUUAUUAUCUCUUAAGGGGAAAAUAUAGAAAAUAAAUACAUUUAUUUAGAACAUAUUCUUCAAAAGUAGUGCCUCUGAGGCAGGAUUUUUUUGUUUUGCUUACAUUACGAAGUAUUCUCUCUAUAAAGUUACCUUGCCAAAACUAAAAAUUUGUAUACUCUUACUGAAAUGAACAGAAAUUGGUUUGCAGUCCCUUUGAUCGUAUCUCCUGAAAAACUGUUAAAAAUAAAGGUAUUAGCCAUUGGACAAUCAUGGCUAAUUUAAAUAGGGCAAUAAAUUAUAAAAAGUGGCUUUUAAGAUGUGGUACUUCUAUAACAUUGAGUUAAGCAAUAAAAAAAAAUAGUAGAUGAUGAAUUUUCCACUGCAUUGGACAACUGUAAUCAGAGAAACUAAAGCUGAACUAAUUUAUCUUUGAUUUGGGUUGACUUGUAUCUUAAUUGGUUGACUUAUACCUUUAUUUCUUUUGAUUGCAGAGAAUGAAGUCAUAGUCACAACCAACUAUUACUUUGUAGAAAAGUGGUGUACUGAACCUAAGGUUCAGUUUUAUUUUAGAUUUUGCAGGACUAGGAUUACUCUGUGUAUGAUUCAUAUGAAUGUACAACUGAAGGUGUUAAACCAUUUUUCUUUGAUCUUGUCUCUGCUUAUGACUAUGUAACUUCUAGGUGGGAAAGAAAGAUAUUCAUCUGUGCUAUGCAUUGGUCCUGAUUCCAAGAGCUUACAGGUUAUCAUGUAUUGCAUAGAUAUAGUUAUAUACAUAUAUCAACUGUUACUGUUGAUUCUGAAAAGAGGGAACUUAUUUGCAGAAGUGUUUGGAAAAUAGAAACUUAAUGCAUCUGUGGAGCCAUUUACUUGAGGUGAAAGUUUUCUAGGAAUUUACAUGCAAAUUUUGGCCUUGCAACUGGGAAAUGAGUGAAUGAUAUUCAGGAAGGAUUCUCCCCUGAGAAGAAUGCCAGAUAGCAUUAUGUAACAGAAAAUAAGCAUUUAAAUAAUUAUUACUUGUAACUCUCUAAAAAAGCAUUCUGGCGGUAUUUCAGAAAUAAUUUCCAGGAGGUCUGAGUAACUUUGUAGCUUUGCUUUUUCCCUUAAUUUUUUUAUUUGAAUUUGAUCACAGAAUUAGUCAACUUAACUGUAGUGCCUUCACUUGGUAACCAGAGCUGAAUAACUCCAGAAUUCUCUUUUAAUUCCUAAAGGAAUUGCUUAAAAUCUGGUAAUAACUGCCAGAAUUUAUUCUUCAAACCUAAUUCUGUAGCAUAGCAUUGAUAGCAUUAUCUGGCCUACAGUCAUAUUUUGAAUGUCAUAAAAUACAUGAUGGCCUAAAAUGUAUGUGAUAUUUCAAGUUCAUAUUUUUAGUGAUUUCUUCAAUAUAUAAGAACUCUUGCUUUAGCUAACAGAAGUCACUCUUAAAACUAUGCUUUUCCAAAUGCUAAAUAUAUUUAAUUUGUUACAUUGAAACUGACAAUCUAGACUUGUUAAAAUAACAUGUAUUAUAUAUUAUUAUUCAAUUGUAAAAUGUUAUUUGCAAACUGAAAAGUAUUUUGUAUGUAUUUUAUUUUUCAAAAUGUACACGAUUGUUGUGGAGGACAUAUUUGAAUUAAGACUUAAGGUAGAAUGCACGUAAAUAUGCUGUCUCAAUUUCAGUAGGAUCUACUGCUAAGUGUAUUUACAUAAUGAAACCUUG